UUAUUGGCGACAGAAAUUAUUUGCCCGGCAGUGGGAGUGGCAAAAGAGUGGCGGCGUGGCGACGGGCGAGUGGGUCGGGUAUAUAAGGGUGGCGAAGGAGGAUCCUCUUCACUUCAGCUCACACAUUCACCUGAGAGAUGCAGCUCUUCGUGCUCCUGACCCUGGUGGGCGCCGCGUGCGCUGCCGCCCUUCCUGCGGAGGCUUCCGCCCCUGUGGAAGAAGCUCCCGCCCCAGCGGAGGCUCCUGCCCCAGUGGAGGACACCGUGGAAGUGGCGCAAGCCAAGGCAGAUUUCGAAGUGGCGUUUAAGGCUGCCGCUGCCGCUGCUGAAGCCGACGAAGUUCCCAUAGUGACCAUUCCUGAGGGCGCUCCAGAACCAGUUGAGGACACUCCUGAAGUCGCCGCUGCCAAGGCAGAGUUCCAGGCCGCCUUCGACGCCGCCGCCAGUGCCGCGGAGGCCGCCCCCGAUUUCGACCUGGACGGUACCCACUCCACCUAUACCGGCUUCCUCUCUACCGUGGACGGCAGGCUGUCUCCCUUCUACACCAACACUUUCCCACUGGGCGCCUACGGCCUACACGCUCCCAUCGUGGCCCCAGCCGCUCCUGUCGCACCCAUCACUUACAACAAUCUGGGUCUGGGAGCGAUCUACGGAUAUCCGGGAGUCUACGGCUUCCCCUAUGGCUACCCCGGUCACUUGGCACUGGCCCCUGCAGUGGAGGCGGAGGAGGUGGCAGUUGAGGAGGCGUAGAUCAGCUCGUCCCGGCAAAGUGUUGGACUUCAGGCGGGGACUUCGCGCCACGCUGCUCUUUCGACAAGCUUCUCUUCUCCUUUUUUGAAUAUUUAGGCUGGUGAUACCAUAACCAUUGGUUUUUAUUCUUUCAAAAUUAUUUCAUGUCUUUCGAUUAUUGAUGAAAAACAAAAUACACACAGUCGACAUCAAA
Messenger RNA from Portunus trituberculatus (swimming crab), 942 nucleotides. RefSeq lists its product as uncharacterized. The record is from RefSeq and is a predicted model, not a curated record. The coding region runs from base 138 to 749 and encodes 203 amino acids. Lineage: Eukaryota; Metazoa; Arthropoda; Malacostraca; Decapoda; Portunidae. The transcript has 2 exons.